This is a messenger RNA of Acipenser ruthenus (sterlet), 2566 nucleotides long. Its product is annotated as serine/threonine-protein kinase Chk1-like. The record is from RefSeq and is a predicted model, not a curated record. Gene Ontology annotation, molecular function: protein serine/threonine kinase activity; ATP binding. Gene Ontology annotation, biological process: mitotic G2 DNA damage checkpoint signaling; protein phosphorylation. Lineage: Eukaryota; Metazoa; Chordata; Actinopteri; Acipenseriformes; Acipenseridae. Gene Ontology annotation, cellular component: site of double-strand break; cytoplasm; nucleus.
CGAUAAUAAGCUUCAGAGCCAUUAACAAAAAGCAGCAGCAGAAGGUUUCCAGGAAGUGUACGGUUGACAGCGGAAGGAGCGUCGGAGAGGGCGGUUCUGGCUGCAGAUAGCGCGCCAAAGUGAAUGCAUUGCUUUGGAGAGACCCGGCGCAGAGAAACCUAUACAGACCGGGGGAUGUGAAGCGCGCUACCGGUAAACAGAGACCUGCAACACCGAGGGAGACACGGCGGAAAGGAGAUCUCUGAAGAUGGCAGUGCCGUUUGUGCAGGGCUGGGACCUGGUGCAGACUCUGGGAGAGGGAGCGUACGGAGAGGUGCGUCUCCUGGUGAACAGGCAGACGGAGGAGGCUGUGGCAGUAAAGGUGGUGGACACGGCGCGGGCGGCAGACUGUCCUGAGAACAUCAAGAAGGAGGUGUGCGUGAACAAGAUGCUGUCCCACAAGAGCAUCGUGCGCUUCUACGGGCACCGCAGGGAGGGCAGCGUGCACUACCUCUUCCUGGAGUACUGUAGCGGCGGAGAGCUCUUCGACAGGAUCGAGCCUGACGUGGGGAUGCCAGAGAUGGAAGCACAGAAGUUUUUCCAGCAGCUCAUAGCUGGAGUGGAGUACCUGCACAGCAUUGGGAUCACGCACAGGGACAUCAAACCAGAGAACCUGCUCCUGGAUGAGGGAGAUAACCUGAAGAUCUCUGACUUUGGGCUGGCCACAGUGUUCCGGCACAGAGAUAAGGAGCGACUGCUGAUGAAGAUGUGUGGCACUCUGCCCUACGUGGCGCCCGAGCUGCUGGCUGGCAGCGGAUUCCGAGCCGAGCCCGUCGACAUCUGGUCCUGCGGCAUCGUGCUGACUGCCAUGCUGGCUGGAGAGCUGCCGUGGGACCAGCCCAGCGAGAGCUGUCAGGAGUACGCAGACUGGCUGCAGAAGAAGACCUUCCUGACUCCCUGGAAGAAGAUCGAUGCAGCUCCACUCAGCCUGCUCACCAGAGUCCUGCAGCACAAACCAGAGAAGAGGCUCACCAUCCCAGACAUCAGGAAGGACCGCUGGUACACCAAGGUGCUUAAAGGGGUGAAGCGUGCAAGAGUGACCUCUGGAGAGUCUCCGAGCUCGCUCAGCAAGCAGAUCCGCUCGGACAUGGACCUGUCUCCACUGAGCAACCUGCGCAGUGAUGACAGAGUGAAGUUCUCCAGCUCUCAGCCGGAGCCCUUGCCUGUCCUGUCCUCCUGGGACCCCAGCCCCUCCUGCUUCAACGCCAUGGUCCAGCAGAUCAGCUUCUCCCAGCCGGCCUGCCCCGAACACAUGCUGCUGAGCAGCCAGCUCAUCGGCACCCCAGGCUCCAGCCAGAGCCCCUGGCAGCGGCUGGUCCGGAGGAUGACCCGCUUCUUCACCAAGCUGGACGCCGACCGCUCUUACGCCAGCCUCAAGGAAGUGUGCGAGAAGAUGGGGUACACCUGGAAGAAGAGCUGCACCAAUCAGGUGACGGUCUCCACCACUGACCGGCGUAACAACAAGCUGAUCUUCAAGGUGCACCUUCUGGAGAUGGAGGAGCGGAUCCUGGUGGAUUUCAGGCUGUCCAAGGGUGACGGGCUGGAGUUCAAGCGUCACUUCCUGAGGAUCAAGUGCCAGCUGAACGACAUCAUCAGCAAUCAGAAAGUGUUGCUUCCUGUCACAUGAUGCAGUGGGCUGUCCCUGGGGGAAAGGCGCGUUGCCACGGACGCAUGCAACGUACCAGCUGACGCGGCUCCCUGAUCCUCCUCUGAACCAGUUCAACCCCACCCACCCCCACUCCAGAACGCAGGGAGACUCCAGAUUACAGACCAGCCUGUCUACCGCACUACGAAGCAAAACCUGCUUUUCAAAAGGGGUUUUUCAUCAGGGAGAGACUGGCUGGCAUGUACUUUUCACACGUGUGUGUGUGUGUGUGUGUGUGUGGUUCUUUUAUUUAGAAAGCACAGAUUCUUUGUAAAAAAAAUAAAAAAAUUAAGUGUUUUAAAAUCACGGGUCUCCGAUUAGAAAAGCAGGAGUUUUGAAAAGUUCAAGGCAGUUAUUUCUGUGUGACAGACAUACCUGGGAAAUGUAAUCUGGAACUGGAAAGGGUUUGAAGGGCUGCUCAGAACAGCAGAUUCUACACUCUGGGCUCGUGUGUGUUUCACAGAAGAGCCUCAGUGAUGUGGCAGUGUGAUAGAGGUGUAGGACAUCCUGUUUCAUGCUUGUGUUUUACAGUUUGAAGUGUCUAAUAGUUUUCUUUUCUCAAUCUUUCUACGUUUUCUGUUUGUGUUUUUUACAUGGAGUCCAGACUUAUUUUUUUCUGCUUGUUUUUUUUUUUUAAUUGCUCGCUCUCUUCUUGCUGUUUAAUAAAAUAUAUAUGCAAGAAGGGAGAGGGUGUUCUAAAUACAAUUAAGACCAAAAGUAAUAGUUCACCAUGUCUGUGUGUUGUUGUGAUAUUAAUAAUGUGUAGAAAUGUGGUGUUUAUAAUACACCCCUGACUGCUCUGUGAACAAACGAGUUGCUUGGCAGAAUUGCUUCUGUUCUCUGGUUUAGCUGAACAAGUAAUAAUAAAAGUUUUUGAGUUAC